Penicillium cataractarum is the source of this 1845-nucleotide messenger RNA. It is a transcript of the gene alg10, whose product is annotated as dolichyl-P-Glc:Glc(2)Man(9)GlcNAc(2)-PP-dolichol alpha-1,2- glucosyltransferase. The coding region runs from base 1 to 1845 and encodes 614 amino acids. Gene Ontology annotation, cellular component: endoplasmic reticulum. The record is from RefSeq and is a predicted model, not a curated record. NCBI's taxonomy places the organism in Eukaryota, Fungi, Ascomycota, Eurotiomycetes, Eurotiales, Aspergillaceae. The transcript has 3 exons. Gene Ontology annotation, molecular function: dolichyl pyrophosphate Glc2Man9GlcNAc2 alpha-1,2-glucosyltransferase activity. Gene Ontology annotation, biological process: protein N-linked glycosylation; dolichol-linked oligosaccharide biosynthetic process.
AUGAGUUCAGCUCCUGAGUCAAAUCUCAGCCGUGCGGCACGCUACGCCGUGCCAUUCGCCCUACUUCUCAUCCCCGUUUGGAGGACCAAGGUCAAUGCCGAAGUCCCCGAGCCAUACCUCGAUGAAGUAUUCCACAUCCCCCAGGCCCAGGCCUACUGGGCGCACCAAUGGACGCAUUGGGAUCCGAAAUUGACCACUCCCCCGGGCUUAUACCUGUGGUCAUAUGCCCUCUGCGCUAUCCUGCUUGCGCUCCGCGGCUCGCCGACGAAACUCGAUACCGAAGCUCUGCGCACGACCAAUGUUGCAACGACGGGUAUCUUCCUCCCUUGGAGACUGCAGACUCUCUCGGAUGCGGUUCAUAAAGUCCGGAAUACUCGGCCAUUGGGUGCGUGGCUCAGCCACACGGUCUUGAACAUUUGCCUGUUCCCUCCGCUGUUCUUCUUCUCUGGUUUGUACUAUACCGACAUCCUGGCAUUGUUGGCAGUCGUCGAGGCAUACAAUUGGGAUCUGAAGCGGGCCUCUGGAGAUGGGUAUACCUUUUUUUCUACUUUGGGAUUCCUGGUGUUUGGCUUGGCGGCGUUGGUGUGCCGGCAAACGAACAUCUUUUGGGUCUCUGUUUUCUUGGGAGGGCUGCAGGUUGUUCGAAAGAUACGGAAAUCUGCGAAGGCAUGUAAAUCGUCCGAUCUCUCUGCCAUUCUGAAGUCUGGGCUUCAGAAUGAGAUUUAUGACCCUCUCGUCUCCGAGGCUUCCUUGCAAGAUUAUUUUAAGACGGCUAUCUCACUUGCAAUUACGAGUUUGACGCAUCCCUUCUCAAUUGUGGCAUCCGUCAUCCCUCACAUCAUUAUCCUCGGUGCAUUCGGUGCGUUUGUAUUGUGGAAUGAUGGUGUAGUUCUUGGCCACAAGGAAUUCCAUACCGCUGGCAUUCACCUAGCACAGAUGCUUUACAUCUGGCCUUACUUUGCAUUCUUCUCCUGGCCGCUCCUGGUCAUUCCCGUGCUGAAUGUUCUUCUCCCUAAGAAUUUCCUGCCCAAGUACCUGAACUAUGGCUUCCCCGACACACAACGGAGACUGCCCAGCAUUGUUGCAGCUUUGAUCGUUGUACCAGUCAUGCUUGCUAUUGUCCAUUUCAACACCAUUGUGCAUCCUUUCACUCUGGCUGACAACCGACACUAUGUCUUCUAUAUUUUCCGUCUUCUCCUUGGUGUUCAUCCUGCUAUCAAGUACGCUGCAGUUGCGGCAUACUUCCUCUGUGGCUGGGCAGUGAUCUCGGCAUUUGGGUUCUCAGUCAUUCCGGCCCCGCCCCGUCUCCUUCAAAUCUCCCCCACUGCCAAGUCAGCAGCUCCUGCGCCUAAGGUCCCUGCAAAGGAACAGCCCAAGGAAACUAGAAAGUCGGCUAGGGCGCGCAAGACUCCAGCCAAGAAGGAGAGCACGCAACCCAAGCAACCCGAUCCCAUCACUCCGGAAGUGCUCGCCCGGAUUCAACAGUCUCUAAUCCAGCGGCAGAAGCAACAACCCGACUUGCCGCGGGUCAGCUUCGUCCUUGUAUGGCUUGCUGCUACAGCCUUGUCUCUCGUGACAGCACCUCUGGUUGAGCCGCGGUACUUUAUCAUUCCGUGGGUGAUGUGGCGUCUUCACCUACCGCCAUCGUCAACUCUUGCGGCGUUCCGACGACAGAAACCCCAGACUGAAGAAGAGAGGGCUCGUGCUGAUUUUGUGACAAACUUCCCCAAGUUCUUGGAGACUGUGUGGUUCAUCGUCAUUAAUGCGGUGACUGGGUAUGUCUUCUUAUAUAAGGGCUUUGAAUGGCCCCAGGAACCUGGCAAGGUUCAGCGCUUUAUGUGGUGA